CGAAGGAUGCCAUUUGGGCUAUGUAAUGCUCCAGCCACUUUCUAAAGAUGCAUGAUGUCUAUUUUCUCUGAUCUUAUAGAAGAUGUUGUGGAGGUGUUUAUGGAUGAUUUCUCUGUCUACGGAUCUUCGUUUUCUGCUUGUUUGUCAAAUCUUAGCAGGGUCCUCAAGAGAUGUGAAGAGACCAACCUUGUGCUGAACUGGGAGAAGUGUCACUUCAUGGUAAAGGAAGGGAUUGUGCUUGGACACAAGAUUUCAGAGAGGGGGAUUGAGGUAGACAAGGCCAAGAUUGAAGUGAUGGUUGGGUUAGCUGCACCAAAGACAGUUAAAGAUAUUAGAAGCUUCCUUGGUCAUGCUGGAUUCUAUAGAAGAUUCAUCCAAGACUUCUCGAUGAUAGCAAGGCCAAUGACUAAGCUUCUAUGCAAGGAGGCUGCAUUCGUUUUUGAUUGGGAAUGUCUACAAGCCUUCAAGAUGUUGAAGGAGAAGCUGGUUAGUGCCCCCAUUGUGCAGCCACCAGAUUGGGAUCUCCCCUUUGAGAUCAUGUGUGAUGCUAGUGACUAUGCUGUAGGAGCUGUUCUUGGUCAAAAGUUUAGACAAUUCAUCUUCAUUAAGCUCACUACUCACUAUGACAGGGUAAGUCUCAUUAGGGCCAAGGAAAGCAUACCUUACACCAUGGGGAAGAGGUUUAAGCUCCACUUUUGGUGCUUUGAGUUCACUCCAAUCAUCCUCUUGGAGGUUCUCUUGUUGAGUAGCUGAGCAAACAUGGUGAUCCUCAUAUGAAAGCUCCUCAUUCUGUUCUUCAUCACUAAUCUCC
This is a messenger RNA of Brassica rapa (field mustard), 811 nucleotides long. RefSeq lists its product as uncharacterized. Lineage: Eukaryota; Viridiplantae; Streptophyta; Magnoliopsida; Brassicales; Brassicaceae. The record is from RefSeq and is a predicted model, not a curated record.